Molecule: messenger RNA, 1340 nt
Organism: Caenorhabditis sp. 36 PRJEB53466
Lineage: Eukaryota; Metazoa; Nematoda; Chromadorea; Rhabditida; Rhabditidae
Source: the annotation of a GenBank genome assembly
AUGAAGAGCAGCAGAAAUACUGAUUUUCUCAUUUCGCAAUGGAAGACCAUCCGUGACAAAUAUGUGAGAGAGAAAAAGAAGGUUGAAUCAGAGGUGAGCUUUAUUGAAACAGGCGAGCGAGAUAAUUUAUUUCAGGGCGUCAAGUCGCUUUGGGAACUUUAUGAUGACAUGGUCUGGUUAGACAAAUUCCUUUUGGAAAAGGAAAGAAAUACGAAAAACAACUUGGUAAAUCAAAUCGACUCGGAUGAAGCUGAAGAGUCCAACCUGCAAGCAGAAUACGGAACUAAGAACAUGGCUAAUCAAAAUGAGAUUGUGAUUGCCGUCAACCAGAAUGAGAAGAUUGCGCAUCUGCACGCAAAUGGGUAUCCGCAGCUCGAACAUGACCUUAAUUGGUUUGGAACAAUGGUUUGUGCAAACAAUAUUCAUCAAACUAACAUGGUAAGUAUCGAAAAUCAAGGUCUGACUAAGGGGGGGGGGGGCACAAAAUUUUCCGAAACCCAAUUUAACACACCCCCUGGUCUGGACAAUCAACGAUGCAAACCAGUCUCACAAAUGAAUUGGCAGGUCAAUCAUGGACACUUUCAUUGGGAGACAAUUCCAAGUUAUUCGCCUGGCAUCGAGAGUGGAAACAUCAAUCAUCCGCAGCCAAAUGACUAUCGAACUCUUCUGAAUAAGCAGGUUGAACAGGCAGGCAUUCCUUGGGAGACGAUGUUUGAUGGAAACCAUACUCACGGAGUCGAGACUGGGAAUGGGGAACAUCGGCAGUCAAAUGAGCAUCAAUACAAUCUGGUGCCACCGUUGGAUGAAUGGUCAUUUACGGAUGACGGCUUUCAGCUCACUGCGGAAAGCGGAAACGUGGAGAAUUCUGAAAAAGAGUGAGUGAACCUAUUUGAAACAGGAAAACAUUUUAAAUUUCUUUCUGAAUAAUUUGAUCAAAAAUGAAAAAGAAAUCAAAGUCAUCAAUGUUGAGUGUACGAAGAGCCUUUUUUAUGGAAAGUCUAUACAUUGGCGGUUCACAAAAAAGGUUUUUCUUACACUUAACAUUGCUGGUUAAGCAAGAUUAUUGUGAAUCAAGAAAUUAUGCUUCAACCAAUUUGUUUUCCAGAGAAGAGGAGUCAACAAAGAAGGCAGAGCAAACGGACGGCAAUGAAAUGGUGUACGACUAUGAGAGAGGCGAGUACAUCAUUCCACGUAUUCAAAAACUUAUUGACGAGUGGAACGCGACGGGCUACAGUGCGUUGCAAAAUUAUACGGCCACCCCCGAUUUCGACUGGCACGUGGCGCUCGAGAAUAUCUUCGACUCCGACUCGACGACUUCAAAAUCCAAAUUAAACAAGUGA